GGGGGGGGAGGGAGAGAGAGAGAGACAGAGAGGGAGAGGGAGAGAGACAGAGAGAGAGAGAGAGAUCAGAUGUAAUAUUCUGGACAGAGGAAUCCGUCUGGUGAAAAUGGCAGGUGAAGUUCCAGCACUUCCAGAUUCCUUUGCUCCGAGUCCUGACAGUGUUUUCUCUGACCAGUUUGGAUUCUACUCUUUGGACUCAAAUGUUCCUGGGCUGUCUAAAGUCAUCCUGGACAACCUGAACAUGAAGGACUUCUCAGAGUACAGAGCGGCCCUAGAGGGGAGAGCGAAGGUUGGCUUCAGUUCUCAUAAGGAGAUGUUUCAGAAAAUGGAGGAGACUUUUAAAUUCUGUGCCUGCUGCUCUAAACUGCCCAGAGAUCUGCCUGAUCGCUCAGAGCUCAGACGCUGUGCCAAGUGUCUGAACGUGUACUACUGCAGUAAAGAGUGCCAGAAGAAGGACUGGAGUCUUCAUAAGAAGUUCUGUAAGAAGUUACGGAUGGUGGCCAUAGACAGGCUGGUGGACUGGCUGAUACACACAGGAGAUCUGCCGUUCCCCACGGAAACAUGGACUCAUCCUGCUAAAGAGGUUCAGUGCUGGGACGAUUGGCUUACAAUGCAGAACGACCUCAAAGCACGGAUGGAGUCGAUCCUGUCUGGGACAAACAUGACAGACCUCUGGACCAACGCUUGCCGGCCACGCCCCGAAGAUCCGGAGCUUUGUGAUUCGUUGUGGCGUGUGUGUAGUGAGUUCCUCUCACGUCCACUGACGAUAGGUCUCGGCAUUCAGAUGUUUCGUCUGGAGCCGUAUUCCCGACCUCUGACCAUCCACCUGGUGGGGGCAGGACACAACGAGACUCUGGGUGCGAGGACGACGGAUCUGGAUGAGCUGAGCCGUAUGUUCCCUGGACAUCAGGGUCUGGAGGUGGUCAUGGUGGGACCGGAGGUAGUGAAAGGGCCCAUAAUGAGGCCACCAUUAAAAGCAUUUGGUCCACGAGGAAGAGUCUACAUCAGCGCCUACAAGGGUCUGUACCAUGAGUUCUGGGAGGAGCUUGUGGGGAAAGGAGAGGCAGCAAGACCAGACCUUGUGGUGGGGUUUCACCCAGGGUUUCAUGCGUCUCAGGGUUUGGGAGAAGGCUGGCUGCCUACACUGCUGCUGCUCAGGGAUUACUGCAUUCCCUCAAUGUUCACCAUGUACAAUGAUGAAGAGCUGAAGUACUCUGUGCAGAUCUUGAUGGAGUUGGAGAUGGACAUUAAAGGCACUGGGCCAAACCCUUUCAGUUCCCAGAAGCCUGAGCAAGUGCAGUCAAGUCCCAACAAAGAGCUGAGCUACUGCAAUGCCUUCUACCUGAACUUUCAGGGUCUGCUGGAGGACAAGCUAAAUGAGGAGGAUUAGAACUUUUAGUCACUUUAACUAAGAUCUGGAGAACCUUGUCCCAACCCCAACAAGAACCAAUGAAUCUUUACAAACACGUUUCUUCUAACCUCCUAAGAAGUACAUGAGCAACCAAGCUCUGAGCCAUCUAUAACCCUCUGAGAUUACUAAAGCUAAAGAAGUUCUGAAACCUUCAAUUUCCACAAAUAUAACAUCAGGAAGAAACCUUUAUUACACACAUGACACUAUAAGGACCUUUAAUAUCAGAGAACAAGAUGUACUGAACCUUUAAUAUUCAACUAAAUCUUUAAUCAUGACUUUGAAGGUAAUGACAGACGCAGUGUUUAAGAUGAAUGUUCCACUAAAAUGACACGUAGACGUUCUCAGUACACCGAGAUGGAGUUGAUGAUAGAAUCUCUAAACGAAAACUGGACUGAAAUCUGGUUUUCUUUCUCCUAAAAUCAGCGCUUUUACUCUGGAGUUCAGCUUCAGUAUUAACCUGCGCCGCCCUCUAGUGGACACACCGAGUAGCUGCACGUUAUAAAUCAUGUUCUAGCUGUUAAACGCGUUUCUCUUUUAAACCGUUUGUUUUUUCUCGUUCAUCCCUCCAUCACAUGCAAUCCAUAAUACAGUAAUAAAGCUGUAAAUACACAGUGUGUUAUAAACGUGUGUAAGAGUUUUCAGGAAGGAAACGUUUAUAACAUUUAUGGAGUCACUUAUUAACUGGGAGACAAUAAAACUUUUCCACACUCCA
Tachysurus fulvidraco (yellow catfish) is the source of this 2123-nucleotide messenger RNA. Its product is annotated as putative protein MSS51 homolog, mitochondrial. NCBI's taxonomy places the organism in Eukaryota, Metazoa, Chordata, Actinopteri, Siluriformes, Bagridae. The coding region runs from base 107 to 1390 and encodes 427 amino acids. The record is from RefSeq and is a predicted model, not a curated record. The transcript is spliced from 7 exons.